GACGGGUUCAAAAAUGACAAACAAAGACUAAAGACACGGCCAAAUACUAUACCUGAAAUAGAAUUUAAAGCCUUGCUCAAAUUCUGGAACUCCGAACAAUCAAAGAAAACAAGUGAGACCAACAAAGCAAAUCGUGAAGGUCUAGAAUAUAUGCACACUACGGGGACAAUAAGUUUUGCGAGGAUUCGCAAAAAAAUGGAAAAUGAGUUGGGAAGACCUCCAAGUGAAGCUGAAAUGUUUAUUGAGACCCGUAAAAAGAAGAUAAAUCCACAAGGAGAGAAAACAAUCAAUUUGAUAGGUGCUUUAGAAGAACUCAAAUCUCAAGAUGAAGAUGAUGAUGCAUGGGAUUUAGUCAAGAAAGAUGAACAUCCUGGACGUGUACGUCUUAGGGGGAGGGGUGUCACUAAAACCAUGCUCCAGAAUAAAAAUAAAAAGAUCAUGGAUCCCUCGGAGCAAGUUCCAGAAUCUGUUGUUCAAACUAUAUCACAAAAAGUUGAGCAAGAGUUGACAAAAAAGUUUGAAGAGCAGAAGGCAGAUUUGGUUCAUGGUUUCGCUGAGCUUUUGACUGAAACACUUGGGCAAACAAUUGAUCCGGCGGCUAUUGCAAGACUUAUUGCACGCACAAGAUCACCUGAGCAAGGUGGUAGUGCUCGAAAUCAUGAUCAUCCUCGCUCAUCUGCAAGCAGCCAUCAGCCACGAAAUGAGGAAAACAUCUGAAGAUCCAUGCUUGUCGCUCUUUGGGGGAUUUAUUUGUUGUGAAGAUUUAGAACUUAAUCGUCUCAAUAGAGACAUUUUGACCUUUUGAUUAAGUAGUAGCUCUUUGUUUUAAUCAUGGAGGAUUUGUGAUAUGUGCUUAAUUUGGUAAGUUUGUGUGUAAAACUUGUGAAGAAUUAUCUCAAUCCUAUUGCUAUAAUAUUGUUCUUCGUUGUAAUGAAUUGUUCAUUAUAUUAAGGCUAAAGUUUGGUUA
Messenger RNA from Asparagus officinalis (garden asparagus), 967 nucleotides. RefSeq lists its product as uncharacterized. NCBI's taxonomy places the organism in Eukaryota, Viridiplantae, Streptophyta, Magnoliopsida, Asparagales, Asparagaceae. The transcript has 5 exons. Bases 151 to 717 code for a protein of 188 amino acids. The record is from RefSeq and is a predicted model, not a curated record.